This is a messenger RNA of Daldinia childiae, 3081 nucleotides long. RefSeq names its product Glutathione transporter 1. The transcript has 2 exons. Bases 1 to 3081 code for a protein of 1026 amino acids. The record is from RefSeq and is a predicted model, not a curated record. Gene Ontology annotation, molecular function: oligopeptide transmembrane transporter activity. Gene Ontology annotation, biological process: transmembrane transport. NCBI's taxonomy places the organism in Eukaryota, Fungi, Ascomycota, Sordariomycetes, Xylariales, Hypoxylaceae.
AUGCCUGUUGUUCCCUCAAAAAGCAGGGAUAAUGGAUCGCUUAUGUCUUUAGACCCCCAUAAUGUCCACAAUGACCACAAUGACCACUCGCAGUCCUUCCCAUUACGACCCAUAAACACCAAUGCUUCUACUGGUAGCUCCGCCCUACCCGUCGAUGUCUCAAACCCCACGUCGCCAACCUCUCCUUAUGAUACAAAUAGUACUACCUCCUUGUCAGGCUCGACAGAAGCUCCUAUUAGAACUCUUCGUUCCCCGUCCAGUACGAGCCAUGACUCCGACCACACUCGAAUCCACCCUAGCUCUAGUCGUGGAUCAAGGAUCAUGUCGAAAGCUCCCCUCUUGAUCCGUUCCUCACCCGGGUUUGGCACGGGGUCAUACGGAGCCGCUCCUAUCCAUCCCGAGAUUAGGGAUUCCGACAGCGAUGGCGAAGAUCUGGCGCCGUCAAGGAGACGAAGUAGUUCGGAAAGUUGCCGCUCCAGGAGGCGGUACUCUACCGACGCCAACCGCUCGGUAGGCAUCAGGGCGAGCGUAUCCUCUCUAAGCCGAAGAAGAAAGAGCUUAUCCGAAGAGAUCGGAGGGUCAACAGUAGUCGUUGGCCUCGAGGGUCGAUUUGGUAUUAGCGAUACCUCUUUAACAAACGACUUAGCUCCGGACUCGACGUCAAGUAGCUCCGCUAUAGGCGAUGAAGACGGUUCCGACGAUGCGAGCGAAGGAGACGACCCGGACCCUCCCGAUAAUUCACCUUACGCUCAAGUUCGAGCCUCUGUCUCACCAACCGAUAAUACCUCGUUAUCUAUAAACACUCCUCGCAUGUGGACAUUAUCCACAUUGUUCUCUAUACUUGGUUCUUCCACAAAUCUCUUCUUUUCCUUGAGAUACCCCAGCGUUGCAAUUACACCCGUCAUAGCGUUGCUUCUUGUUCACCCCCUUGGUCUUUUGUGGGACUAUUUUUUAAAACGAUCAGACGAUCCUCCAGAAGAGUUUGAGGCUGGAGUACGGAUAGAUAGGCUUACCUCCUCAAACGGCCAAGCGCCGACGACACCUAAGGAGAGAAGCCGUGCUGGACGCCUUCGUUUAUGGCUUGCCCAGGGGACUUGGAAUGAAAAGGAGCAUAGCUGCGUAUAUGUGAGCAGUAAUGUAUCUUUCGGGUUUGCAUUUGCAACGGACGUUAUCGUUGAACAAACACAAUUUUAUAAACAAGAUGUAGGCAUUGUCUACCAGUUACUACUCACCCUAUCGACACAGAUCCUAGGUUAUACCUUCGCCGGCCUAGCGAGACGGUUCCUGGUACGCCCGGCUGGAAUGAUCUGGCCUGGAACAUUAAUGUCCGCCGCAAUGUUUGCCACAUUGCAUAAAGAGGAAAACAAGCCCGCAAAUGGGUGGACGAUAAGCAGAUGGAAAUUCUUCUUCAUUGUCUGGAUAUCAGGCUUUCUCUUCUACUUCCUUCCCGGGCUAUUAAUGCCAGCACUAAGUUAUUUUAACGUCAUCACCUGGUUCGCUCCGGACAAUGUCGUAGUGGCGAACUUAUUCGGGGUUGUCUCCGGCUUGGGGCUCUUUCCGCUCACUUUUGACUGGGCACAGAUCGCGUACAUUGGGUCACCCCUCCUGACGCCUUUCUGGGCCGCAAUGAAUGUCAUCGGCGGAUUGGUAACGGUGAUGUGGAUUAUCGCACCGAUUGCGUAUUAUUGCAAUUUAUUUUAUUCGUCUUAUAUGCCGAUUCUCUCGGCGUCAGUGUUUGACAAUACUGGGAAGAUAUACGAUGUUAGCAAAAUCUUAACAGAAGAUUUUUAUUUCGACAGAACAGCCUAUUCGAAUUAUAGUCGGGUGUUUCUACCAAUCACCUAUGUCCUUAGUUACGGACUUCAAUUCGCCGGGCUCGCGUCACUCUUGACGCAUACUGCUUGCUGGCAUGGCAAGGAUAUCUAUGUACAAUGGAAGCGUUCAUUACAAGAAGUAGGGGAUGAGGACAGGCCGGUGUAUCAACCACUGGAGAGCGAUACCAACGGCGGCACUACCAAUCAACCCAACGUCACUAGGACUAGUUCCACCUUCGAUAAUAUUUUGAGCCACGAAGAUGUUCACAAUCGCCUUAUGAGGAGAUAUAAGGAUGCUCCGAUAACGUGGUAUUUGUUGACGUUUAUAUCGAUGACGGCGAUAGGCAUCUUCGUCGUCGAAUACUAUCCGAUACAUUUACCAUGGUAUGGUUUACUUCUUGCUCUCGGAAUAUGCGCUGUGCUCUUUAUACCUAUCGGUAUUGUCAUGGCUGUAACAAAUCAGCAUAGCAGUAUCUAUCUUAUCUGUCAACUUAUCUGCGGUGUCAUUUUUCCCGGCAGACCAGUCGCUAAUAUGGUCUUUGUGACCUACGGUUAUAUCUCGUCCGCCCAGGGCAUCAAGUUCGCAGCAGACUUAAAAUUGGGACAUUACAUGAAGAUUCCACCGAGACUUCUAUUCUCAGUUCAGAUGGUCGCAACAAUCGUCUCGUCAAUCACGCAGAUCCUCGUCCUCAACUGGAUGUUCCGUAACGUACCUGGAAUCUGCACGCCCUCGGCCAUCAACGGCUUUACCUGUCCGAUCGCCCGAGUCCACUUCAACGGAUCCAUCCUCUGGGGUGUCGUUGGGCCAGCCGAGUUUUUCGGUCCGAAUGCAACUUACCGUCCUCUAGUAUGGUGUUUUCUUAUCGGAGCCAUCGCACCGAUCCCAUUGUGGUUGUACGGCCGCAAUAAAAAGUCCAGUAUCGUUCGCAAGAUCAACUUGCCUGUCCUCUUCGGGUCUCUUAGUUGGAUCCCGCCAGCGACCGGGCUUAACUUUUCGGUCUGGGCUGUGGUAUGUUAUAUCUUCAAUUACUUGAUCAAGAACCGUGCAACAGCGUGGUGGGCCAAAUACACCAUGACUCUCAGCGCGGCGUUAGAUUCGGGUUUGGCAUUUGGCAUUGUUAUUGUCUUCUUCGGGUUUAUAUACCCAGGCUGGAUGGAAGGGUUCAGCUGGUGGGGAACGGAUGUGUAUAGACAAGGUUGUGACUGGCAGGCUUGCUCGUACAACACGGUUCCUAAUGGUAGUCAUUUCGGCCCAGAUAAAUGGUAG